Nicotiana tabacum (common tobacco) is the source of this 2990-nucleotide messenger RNA. The record is from RefSeq and is a predicted model, not a curated record. Lineage: Eukaryota; Viridiplantae; Streptophyta; Magnoliopsida; Solanales; Solanaceae.
AAACCCGUACAUAAAUGGGUAUUCAAUUACAAUAAUUAAUCACAUGUCUAAUACAAAAAUGAAACUAGCUAAAGUAAGCCCAAAUACAGGAAUGCAUAUAUCUCAACAAUUAAAGAUUCACCACAGAACGUGCAUAUGAAUUAGACCGAAAAUGCCAACUUUAAAUUUUACUCUAAAAAAUUUCCCAUUAAAGCUUCCUGGAAUUGAUUACUGCAAAGCAACAAUAGUAAAUUUUCUUUGCUAUAUAUACCUCAGAAUUAUUCAAUAAAGGAACAAAGCAAAGAUUUCUUGAUUGUUUUGAUUCUUUAUAGUGCAGAAAUGGAUUAUGAAAAUCUUGCAUUGAUUAUGCUAUAUGCCCUUCUCUGUAGACUUGCUUUCUCCUCAUCCUUACCUCACUUGUGCCCCAAAGAUCAAGCUCUUGCUCUUCUACAAUUCAAACAGAUGUUUACCAUAAAUCCUUUUGUUUCUGCUUCACUUUACUGCUACGCAUCUUCUCCCAAUUCUUAUCCAACAAUACUAUCAUGGAAUAGGAGCAGAGAUUGCUGCUCAUGGGAAGGAGUUAAAUGUGACGAGACAACAGGACAAGUGAUUGAGCUUAACCUCAGUUGCAGUCAACUUCAAGGCAAGUUUCAUUCCAACAGUAGUCUCUUCAAACUCUCCAAUCUCAAAAGGCUUGAUUUAUCUCGUAAUAAUUUCUCUGGAUCGCACAUUUCGCCAAAAUUUGGUGAGUUUUCUGGUUUGACACAUCUUGAUUUAUCAAAUUCAAACUUUUCAGGUCAAAUUCCUUUAGAAAUCUCUCAUCUUUCUAAGUUAUACGUUCUUCUUAUCAAUGAUGAUGAUCUGAGACUUGGACCUCACAAUUUUGAACUGCUCCUUAAGAACUUGACCCAAUUAAGAGAGCUUGAGCUUGAUUAUGUCAACAUCUCUUCCACCAUUCCACUAAAUUUCUCUUCUUAUUUAACAAUUCUACGGCUUCCCGUCACGCAAUUAUAUGGGACAUUGCCUAAAAGAGUUUAUCACCUUCCCAACUUGAAAUAUCUUUCGUUAUCGCGCAAUACCCAGCUGACAUUUGGAUUUCCAAUGACCAAAUGGAAUAGCAGCACAUCUCUCACGAAUUUAUAUCUCAAUAGUGUGAAUUUUGCUGGUAAUAUACCUGAAUCAUUUAGCUAUUUAACUUUAUUGUAUGCACUGGACAUGGGCUCUUGUAAUCUCUAAGGGCCUAUUCAAAAACCUCUAUGGAAUCUAACUCAAAUAGAGGUUUUAAACCUUGAAAAUAACCAACUUGAAGGACCAAUUUCCCAGCUCUUCAGAUAUGGUAAUCUCCGGUAUUUGUCGCUUAGUAAUAACAACUUUGAUGGCCGACUUGAGUGCUUGAAUGGGACACAACUUGAGUACUUAGAUAUUUGGUCCAAUUACCUAACUGGUCCAAUUCCUUCUAGUGUAUUCUCCCUCUCAUCACUAGAAUGGUUAGACUUGAGCAACAACCAUUUAAGUGGAAAAAUUGAAGAGUUCAAGUCCAAAACAUUGGAGUACGUUGGUCUAACACAAAAUAAGCUGCAAGGUCCUAUUCCAAAGUCACUCCUAAACCAGCAUAAUCUAUUAGCACUUCUCCUUUCUCAAAAUAAUCUCAGUGGACAGAUUGCUUCAACCAUCUGCAAUCUUAAAACAGUGCAGUUGCUAGAUCUGGGAAGUAAUAAUUUACAGGGAACAAUCCCAGAAUGUUUGGGUGAGAUGGAUAGAACUUAUGUUUUGGAUUUAAGCAAUAAUAAUUUUAGUGGGACAAUUCAAGCAAAUUUUAGUAUUGGAAACCGAUUCAGAGUCAUUAAAUUGCAUGGGAAUAAGUUAGAGGGAAAAGUCCCAAGAUCUUUGAUCAAUUGCAAGUAUUUGGAACUACUUGAUUUAGGUAACAAUGAGUUGAACGACACUUUUCCAAAAUGGUUGGGAAUCCUAUCAAAUUUGAAGAUAUUAAAUUUAAGAUCAAAUAAGUUGCAUGGGUCCAUCAGAGCUUCAAGGAAUGAAAACUUGUUUGCACAACUUCAAAUUAUGGAUCUUUCAUCCAAUGAAUUUAGUGGGAAUUUACCAGCAAAUCUUUUUGAGAACUUUCAAGCUAUGAAACGAAUUGAUGAGAACAGGACCACACCAAGGUUUGUAGGAGAUGAAUUUGAUUUUGUGACCAUUACAACAAAGGGAUUGGAUCUUGUAUUUGUUAAAGUUUUGACUACAAACAUAGUUAUUGAUCUCUCAAAGAAUGGAUUUAAAGGUCAAAUUUCAAGUACUAUUGGAGAUCUCAUCGGACUUCGUACGUUGAACUUAUCUCACAAUGGCUUAGAAGGUCUUAUACCAGCAUCAUUGAAACAUUUGUAUGUACUUGAAUCAUUGGAUCUCUCGUUUAACAAAAUUGGUGGAGGAAUUCCGCAACAACUUGCAUCUCUAACAUCUCUUGCGGUCUUAAAUCUCUCUCACAGUCAUCUCGUUGGAUGCAUCCCUAAAGGAAAUCAAUUUGAUACUUUUGGGAACAGUUCAUACCAAGAGAAUGUUGGGUUACGUGGAUUUCCACUCUCAAGAGGCUGUGGUGAUGAUGGAGUAACAGAAGCGACAACUCCAGUUGUGCUAGAUCAAGGAGAAGACGAAGAUUCAUCAAUGAUCAGUUGGCAGGCGGUUCUCAUGGGUUACGGUUGUGGAUUAAUUAUUGGACUAUCCAUAAUAUACAUAAUCUCAACUCAAAAUCCAUUAUGGUUUUCCAGGAUGGUUGUAGAAUUGGAACACAGAAUCGUUACAAGAAUGAAAAAACACAAGAAAAGAUAUUAGUGUGUCCAGGUUUCAAGUCUAAUAAGUUGCUGGAGAUGCAAAUAUAAACCUUUGUCUUUCAUAGUCUAUUAUGAUGUUUCUUGAAGUGUUUGUUACCAUAUGAAUAAAGACAUGAGUUUUCUUCCUUUGUGACUCAAACACGAUUUGUUUUCAUUUAUCUAUAGUUUGUUACGUAGCGAUUA